CAAUUACCCGUGCAUUUUCAAUUUUCAAGGGCAUUGUCAGAAUAAGUAAGCUUUUGGGCACAGUUUUUUAGUUUUUUUUUAUCUGCGACGGUCAGGCAACGACAUCAACCCCAGCGCGUGAGCUUCCCUCAAAGCACUAUAGCGCAUGGAACUACAAUCCUACAGAAAUGAGUGCAAGGGAUCUACCGACAUUCAUAACAACCUACAGAGCAGAAGAUGUUGAAAAAUUGACACUGCGAAUGAAAAAUGGCCUCGGCAGCUCAAAGUACAAACAAGGCGAAUACGAAAGAUUUCAAGCCAUUGUUGAUGCCAAACGCCGGGAGUCUGAUCUAAUUGGACAAAAGGUUCAAAAGAGCCGCUGUGCAGCCAAGGCAACCAAGGAGAGCUCCUUGUUACGGCAGCACAGGCAGGUGUGGAUGAGAGAGCGCCACAGGCUGCAAAAGGCUGAGGAAGAGGCUGAGAAGGACAUUCAUGCUUUUCUGGAGCAGAUCAAGCCAAAUAGUAUAACAGACAGUGCUAUUUUCUCACUUCAAGAAUAUAACCUCUCUCUGGAGAGGGAACAGGAAGCCUUCAAGAUAGCCACCGUGGAGCCUGUUUAUCAGCUCAGGGACGACCUGCGCUUCAGACUGGGUGACAUGCAACAUCAGCAACUCAAGGAGCGUCCUUCAGACUGGGAACAAGUAGUCCAGCAGAUAAACUUUGUUAAAGACCAGCAAAAUGACAUCACGGCGAAGCUUCAUGCAGAGUAUCUUGAGACGGAGGAGGAGCUCGCGGGCCUUGGCUUGGAGAAAUAUUUUACGAGUACUUCAGAUAUUCCGGUGGACUCAGAAAACAUUCCAGGGGAGAUUUUGGAUGCUGACUGUCCGUAUCCAGAGCUGAAGGACUCCCUGAUCCAAUCCUUCCAAUCCCUGUCAGAGACGUACCAGAGGAGGCUGCAGAGUCUGCAGGAGCAACUGCAAAGAACGGACAAAUUCUGUGGCUGGUGUCCAGAUGACCAUGAACUUUUUAAGUUCACGGUGUCUUUAUACACGCAGGACGUACCCAACCACAGAGCUCUCUGUAUGGACAUGCUGCUGAGACUGUUCCCACAGAGGACAAAACUAGAGCUGGUGGAACAUGAGCGUUUCCUGGACUUGCAGAGCUUCACCCUGAAACAGCAGAGAGCGCUGACCCAACGGUGGAAGCGCGACCUGGACGAGCUGCAGGCCAGGGCUCUGGUCACUCUGCAGGAGGCGAAGCAUGCCCACCAGGAGGAGCUGGAACUCCACAGAGAUCGCCAGCAGCAGCGGGACAUCUGCUUGCACCUCAGAGAAAAACUGCAGAAGUGGCGUGCCCAGCAGGAAGAGGUGGCGAAGCUGGAGGCAGCUAUAGCAGCCAGACAACUAGAAGAAGAACAGAUGAGCGUGAAACGGGAGAAGGAAAGAGAGGACGAUAUGAGGUCACAACAGAGACAUAAAGUGAGACAGUUUUAUUUAAAACAGCAGAGGAGGAGGGAGGAGCUGGAGCAGAGGGAUCAAGAGAGGCUCGCUGCUCUGAGGAGCCUCAUGGAGGAGCAGGCCGGGCGAGACCGCAAGAGGGUGCACUUUCGGGCAGAUUUGUUGCAAAGGCGAAGAGAAGAGAGAGGUAUGCGGGAGUUUGAACGGCGGAGAGAAGAACAAGAGAGACAGAAUCGUCUGGAAGCGCUCAGAAAGCAGGUUGAGGUUGUGGCAGAAGCAGACUCAGAGAGGAUGAUGGGAGAUACCAAGGCUUGGAGGAGUCGACGCUUGAAUGAGACGGAGUUUGAGCUCCAGAGGCCUCUCUUUAGUAUAAAUACGUACACCGACAUCCAGAUCGCGUCUGAUCCAAGAGUGCGGGCUGAGCAGGCUCUGCGUGAGGCUGGUCGACACCAAAGCCAAUAUGCGAAACAGGUUCUGUCUGAGAUCAAGCCUCCCAAACCACCUCGACGAGACACUAAAUCCACACUCCAGUUUUGA
Molecule: messenger RNA, 1973 nt
Organism: Cololabis saira (Pacific saury)
Lineage: Eukaryota; Metazoa; Chordata; Actinopteri; Beloniformes; Belonidae
Product: coiled-coil domain-containing protein 148-like
Exons: 15
Coding region: 168-1973 (601 amino acids)
Source: RefSeq, a predicted model, not a curated record